Paralichthys olivaceus (Japanese flounder) is the source of this 1570-nucleotide messenger RNA. The record is from RefSeq and is a predicted model, not a curated record. NCBI's taxonomy places the organism in Eukaryota, Metazoa, Chordata, Actinopteri, Pleuronectiformes, Paralichthyidae.
AAAACCUCGACUGUCACUAACGUACGUCUGCGUCUCCUGGUUCCAGCUCUGGGCGACUUUGACGAACCUCAGCGCUCCAGUAUCACCAUGUUCGGAGUGUUGACCAUCGCCGUGAGGAUCUACCAGGAUCGCUGGGGCUACGGGAUCUACUCCGGGCCCAUCGGAUCAGCCGUCUUCAUCAUCACCGUCAAAUGGCUGCAGAAGAUGAAGCAGCUGAGGGCCGUGUACCCGGAGAAGAAGGUGUACACGCAGCAGGUCGGGCCAGGCUGCUGCUUCGGCGCCCUCGCUCUGAUGCUACGUUUCUACUUCGAGGAGUGGGACUACGCCUACGUCCACAGCUUCUACCAUCUGUCUCUGGCCGUGUCCUUUGUCCUGCUGCUGCCGAAGAAGAACCGCUAUGCAGGGACGGGACGAAACGCUGCCAAACUGAGCUGCUUCACUCUGUGCUGCUGCUCCAUGUCCCCGGGCACAGUCAAAGACAAGACGGACAAACCGAAGAAGAAGAAGUCUCGCUCCGUGUGGACGGUCCCCACGGAGAAGCUGUGGACACGAGGCUGCAGCACCCCCACCCUGCCUCUCUUCAGCCCCCCGCCCUCCACACCUGUCAAAGGCACCAGCAUCAGCAAACUCAAAGAGAUGAACGGCUGGAAGUGAAGCGAAGACUUCGAGCGCAGGAGGACUUCAUCCCGAGGAGCGGGCGUGGACGACGCUGGGAAAAUCACCAAAUAACUGUCGGCCAAACGCUGAUAAACUUGUACGUGGCUGGUAAAUUAAUCUACUUCAGCAGGAAACCAACCAUCAUGUGGACGUUCCUCUCGACUCCAAAAAAUCCUUUUGGCCAGUAGAAUAUUUAAGGUCAUCAGCGACUUCAGGAAUCCAGCCGCCACCGUAGCCAGUCGGUGAGGAAACGUCACAUCAGUGCCCUGAUGUGGUCGUUAAAUUUUAAGGGCACGAGCUAAAAGGCGAGUCGGGGCCUGGAGGCCCUGGAGACCCGAUAAGAAGACAGCUGUGAGGAGGCAGCGCGCUACGAUCGAACGCACACACAGCACGGACAGCGAGACGGUGGCUGAGACGAGCCAGUAAAACUGACUGGAAGAUUUACGAGGAGAACAAACAGGCAGAUGGUUUAUCUCUCCAAGAUAUAUAAAUUAUCUUUAGAAAUGUUCCUCAGGGGACGGCCUUCGUCUGCUCGCCUCCGUCUGUCCACCCCUCCUCUCCGUCAGGAAAAGGAACCACGCGGUUCGGCUCGUUUGUGAGAGUUACAAGACUGUAAAGCACAUUUUACCGUUUUUAUACGUCCUCGCGGUGCUAAAUGUGUCAUGAGGAGCAUCAGACGCUGGAGUGAGAGGAAGCAGCGGCCCAGACGCCGGUCUGCGACCAAACUGAAGCAUCUUGACGUGUUUCUGGAUCGACAGGUGGACUCGUCUGUCUGAGGCUCUAAUGUUCAGACUGUGAAACGUCUCUGCUGUAAACCUUCAUCACCGCGUUAUUUACUGCAGGAUGUUGUAUAUUCAGUAUAAUGUGUGUUGUUUUUUAGCAAAUAAAAUUAAAUGUUGUGUUUCUGUUUUAA